Gilbertella persicaria is the source of this 1377-nucleotide messenger RNA. Its product is annotated as putative Wdr45l protein. NCBI's taxonomy places the organism in Eukaryota, Fungi, Mucoromycota, Mucoromycetes, Mucorales, Choanephoraceae. Gene Ontology annotation, molecular function: protein binding; phosphatidylinositol-3-phosphate binding; phosphatidylinositol-3,5-bisphosphate binding. The record is from RefSeq and is a predicted model, not a curated record. Gene Ontology annotation, cellular component: extrinsic component of membrane; cytosol; phagophore assembly site membrane. Gene Ontology annotation, biological process: nucleophagy; autophagy of mitochondrion; protein lipidation. The transcript has 7 exons. The coding region runs from base 24 to 1286 and encodes 420 amino acids.
CUCAAAAUUCAUGCUUUGCAUUUAUGUGUAUAUUUUUUAUUUUUUCUCAGUUUGUAAAUAUGAACCUUUCAAGAACUUCGCCUAGUAUGAAUGACGCACCAGGCUUACUUUAUGCUGGUUUUAAUCAAGACUAUGGGUGUUUUGCUAUUGGCCUUGAUACAGGCUUCAGAGUAUAUAACUGUGAACCACUAAUUGAACAAGCAAGAGAUGAAUCAGAUGAGGGUGGUGUUGCUAUAGUAGAAAUGCUGUAUCGUACGAAUUAUUUAGCACUUGUAGGAGGUGGUAGAAAUCCUAGAUAUCCACCCAACAAAGUGAUUAUUUAUGAUAGCAUGAAAGGGAAACCAGUAUUAGAAUUGGAAUAUAAGAGUGAAGUCAAGAAUGUCAAACUAAGAAGAGAUAGAUUAACAGUGAUACUACAAAACAAAGUAUUUGUCUAUCAUUUCAGUUUACCACCACAGCUAUUGCAUACAUUUGAAACGUGUGAUAAUGAAAAGGGUCUGGCUGCUGUUUCUACAUCACUUAGUCAUGCUAUUUUGAUUAUUCCAGGCAGACAAAAAGGCCAUUUACAGAUCAUUGAUUUAAAUUCACUUGGUUACUAUAUAUCCGUAGGCGAAUCAGACCAUCUCUUCCCUCCUUCUUUACCCGCUCAAGAGUACAACACAAGCAAUACAACACGACGAUCCAUCAAUGUCAGUAUCAUUGCAGCACAUUCGGGCAGACUCAGUUGUGUAUCACUGAAUACAGAGGGAUCAAGGUGUGCUACAUCCAGUGAUAAGGGCACCUUGAUCCGUGUCUUUAAUACAUCCACAGGCACCUUGCUACAUGAACUAAGAAGAGGGAUGGAUCGAGCUGAAAUUUAUUCUAUUGCCUUCAAUCAUGAAUCUACUCGACUGUGUGUAUCCUCAGAUAAGGGCACCAUUCAUAUCUUCAAUCUGGAUCCUUCUGUAGUGACACAUGUAGACCAUAAGCCCCGUGGUCCUACUUAUGGUGAAGUGGUUGCCUAUCCAACAGAGUCGCCCAAGGAUUAUGGGCUAACCACCACAGGCAAUAGAGGCAGUGCACUUAGUUUUAUGAAGGACAUUUUGCCUAAAUAUUUUAGUUCAGAAUGGAGUUUUGCUCAUGCAAAAAUCGCUACUGAAAGUCGGUGUUUAGUUGCAUUCGGAACACAAAAAAAUUCAUUUACAGCUAUUUGUGCAGAUGGAAGUUGUUACAAGUUCUAUUUCGAUCCAAGAAUAGGGGGUGAAUGUACAAGGGAAUCCUUUGUUCGAUACUUGAAAAGAGAAUAACAAUAAUAAUAAAAGAGAGCAGUAGUCACACUGUGUAUAAUAGGAUGGAUCUUGACUAUCAAACAACUAAUAACGACUCUGACUAUUUAGC